UAUUAUAAAAUAUUAAAAUAAAUCUUCAGUUUUUAUUAUUUUAGACUUAGCGAUUUUUAAAUUCUACAGUUGGCUUGUAAGUUGUAAUUUACUUGUUUAUGGUUUCCGUUUUCGCUGUUCGUUGGGGAAACUGCAAAUACAGAGCACUGGUCCAGUGGCUUGAAAAUUGACGAAGCGAAAUUGACGAAGCGACAACAACUGGCGCCGCGAAUCCCGGAGGUUUUCCCCUUUUGGAAAUCCCGAAGUGAAUUUACGAUUUCAUGAUCAUGGCAUCCGUGCCUUGUGAUCAGACUACCGCACUGUUAACGGAGGACCGACAGUGGCUGGAAAGUGCGCAUGUUUUGGCAGAAAAGGCGUUAAAAAUUGGGGAAGUUCCCGUGGGAUGCGUCGUGGUGCACGAUGGGAGGAUUAUCGCUGAAGGAAGCAAUGAAACCAACAUCUCCUGCAAUCCAACACGUCACGCCGAAAUGGUUGCUUUUGAAAAGCUUUUCGCUUCGGAAGGAGGAUAUGAUGCAGUGAAGACAGUUUUAGAGAAUUCCGCGCUGUAUGUCACAUGCGAACCGUGCAUAAUGUGCGCUGGAGCUAUCCGAAAUCUCGGUAUUCCGAAAGUUGUGUACGGAUGUCGGAAUGACAGAUUCGGUGGAUGCGGGUCUGUUUUGUCGCUUCACCAAGACGAGAAGCUCCAAAGCGGAAAACCAUUCCGUGUUGUGUCUUGUCCUGUUGCUUCCGAAAGGGCUAUUCUGAUACUAAAAGAUUUUUAUAAGCAAGAAAACCCCAACGCCCCACCCGAGAAGAAACGAAAGAAAAAAGACUAAUUGACAGUGAAGGCUAUUUCCUAUUCCGGUUAAUCUGUGAAAUUCCUGUUAAUUAAAAACUUUUUGGGAAUGUUACUGUAUUUUUAUGCUCAGUACAUGGACUUGAGUUUUAUUGCAAUGCUUCAACUGAAACCAUAUAACCGGUGUUUUGUGAUGAAUUUAGGAAUAUACUAGUAACAUGCUCAUCAGAAAUGUAGUACAAAACAUUUCCGUCUUCCUUUGCCUGUGAUAGUCUAA
Messenger RNA from Paramacrobiotus metropolitanus, 1052 nucleotides. Its product is annotated as tRNA-specific adenosine deaminase 2-like. Gene Ontology annotation, molecular function: tRNA-specific adenosine-34 deaminase activity. Gene Ontology annotation, biological process: tRNA wobble adenosine to inosine editing. Lineage: Eukaryota; Metazoa; Tardigrada; Eutardigrada; Parachela; Macrobiotidae. The transcript has 5 exons. Gene Ontology annotation, cellular component: nucleus; cytoplasm. The record is from RefSeq and is a predicted model, not a curated record. The coding region runs from base 261 to 815 and encodes 184 amino acids.